Pieris rapae (cabbage white) is the source of this 3167-nucleotide messenger RNA. RefSeq lists its product as uncharacterized. Gene Ontology annotation, molecular function: zinc ion binding; nucleic acid binding. NCBI's taxonomy places the organism in Eukaryota, Metazoa, Arthropoda, Insecta, Lepidoptera, Pieridae. Bases 124 to 2508 code for a protein of 794 amino acids. The transcript is spliced from 5 exons. The record is from RefSeq and is a predicted model, not a curated record.
AAAAUAUGUAACGUAUUUAAUUAACGUUUCAUUAAUUGUUUUUAUUAUAGUAGUAGGUAUUAAUACUUUGUGAUCGAGAAUGAUAAAAACAAAAGAAAUAAAGGAAGAGUCCCAAAUGCCAAGAUGGCCCACAUUUUCAGUAAACACGCAAUCUUGUCUGGUCAUAUUGAUUUUUAUUGUUUAGUUUGCGAAAAUCGUUUUUUGACAGUAGAAGAUACAAUUAAACAUAUUAUAACUGAUUUUCAUCAACAGCAAUUAGGGAAAACAAUAUAUGAGUCUAAAGAUGAUGGCAUUAAAAAGAUUAAACUAUGGUAUUUCUGUGAAUUUUGUAGUAUAGUCUUGAAAACCAAAGCUAAAGUAAGACUACAUAUUGUGGAAACACUGCAUGUUGCAAACAAAGUGGACCAGUUUAUCAAAAGAUAUGGAAAUGUUUUAAUUGCGUUUGAUGAUGUACACAUUGAUAAUGAUGCCUGGGAAGGUUUGUGUGAUAGCACAUGCAUUCUGUGUAACAAUGAGUAUGAAGAUGUUUCAGAACACUUAAAAGAUCCCAUACAUCAUAUAAACUUUAUGCAAAGUAAUAUUGAAUUUAAAAACAAAAAUAUUUUCCGUAUGGUGGAUGAGACUUCAUUUCAUUGUAUUACCUGUAAUUCUCAAGAAGCCUUACCAGUUAAUACACAUUUUGAUGCAUCACAACAUAAAGAUGUGUAUUUAAAAUGUCAAAUGUUAGCAGCUAAACUCAUUGAAGAUCAAAACAAUGGUGAGAAAUUAUCACCUACAGAAAAUGAAGUUCAACAAAAAAUUGAUAUUCCUGAACUUGCUAGUAAGGAAAAAGCAAUACCUUUGGAUAUACAAACAGAUCUACUAAAAAUGCAAAAUGAAGAAGUAGAAAUGUAUUUUCCUAUACCAUUGCCUGAGCCAGAAAAUACUAAUGAAAGUAUCAUGAUACAUAAAAAAUCUGAUCAUCCUGAAGAAAUUGUAAAUAAUACAGUUGAAACAAGGGUUUACACAAUUAAGAAUACUGUAUAUAAUAUAAAAGAAGAAGAAGAACUAAUCUGUGAAGUUCUCAAAGCUGAUAACUAUAUUACUAAAAAUGAUAAGGAGUCCAAAUGGUGUAUUUUAUGUGAUUGGGUUAUGAAUUCAUCAGAUAUUUAUGGACAUAUGACUAGUGUACACCAUACAAACAUUCUUAAACUACAUAAAAUGCGUAUUCAAAAUUCAAACAACCACAAAAAUAAAAACAAUACUUCUGUUGAACAAAAUAAAUCUUUAAAACCAUCAAACAUAGACACUGCAAAUGAAAACUUUCAGGAAAAAUUUGACAAAAUUGUAAAUGAAGUGCCACAACAGGACUCUGCAUCAACUAAACCUCAACAUAAAGUGAAUAAUGCUGAUGAACCAGAUAAGCCAAACAAUAAUUCAAGUAUUGUUGAUUCUUUAAAAAGAUUCCAGGAUAAUCAUAUUAAUAUUAACCUUGCUAAUAUGACAGUGUUUUGUAGACUAUGUUCCACAAAAGUUGAUUUUGAUUAUAUUUCAAUUGAAGAACAUAUUAAUCUACAUGAGAAAAAGGUUAACAAGUCAGUUCCAAAAGAAAAUUCCAAACAAAUUGAUGAUGAGUUUUGUCAUACACUAUUGACUGAGGAUGACUUAGCACUUAUGAUAUCAAAACAAUUUCAGAGUGAUGAUAUUAGUAUUAAUUUUGAGACAAAGCAGGUGACAUGCAAGAAAUGUUCUAUAAGUUUAGCUUUUGAUUACAAAACCGUAAAAAGUCAUAUUUUAACAGAACACUUAGGCAACCAUAAAGAUAGUCAAAAGUCAAAACAUGAAAGUAGUUCACUACUAAAUCUAACUCCUCAAAUAGAUGAAGAAGAAAACUAUGCAAACAAACACAACUUUAAACAUACACCAGAUCAGAAUUUAGUUUUUUGUGAAAUAUGUAAAACACAAGUAAUAUUUGUCUUAAAGGAUAUGAUCGAUCACAUACAUUCAAACUCACACAAAGCGCAAGUUGAAGCAAAUAAAACUAAAAUUGAAACUAUACCUUUAAAUUUAUUCAUACAAACAUUAGUAACAGUAGAAAAUAGCAUUUUCAAAGAUCACAUUAUAAACAAUGAAUUUUGUGUGAAUGUACUGAGUUUUAUCUUGCUUACUAGUAUUCCAGAAGUGAAUAUGUUUAAAUGUCUAUGUUGUGAUGUGUAUCUCCGUGAAGACGAGUGGUUGUCGCAUUCAAAAUCAAAAGAUCAUCUCGACGUGCUAACUAAUAUGAAACUUGUGAUCAAUAUAAAAGAUGAAUUUAUUCGACAGCUACCCUCUAGUCUCUUUCACUGUGGGUUUUGCAAUAUAUUGGUUAACUGUUGGCAAGAGGUGAUAACUCAUUUAAGUACAGUAUCCCAUAAACAGUGUAAAAUUUCAGCAAAAGUCAGAUUACAGUCAUAUAGUUCAUCAAUUGCUGAUUAUGAGGGUAAAGUGAGUAAUGAAUCAAGAUUUAUUUAUGAAAUUAUGUUAAAAUAAUUUUUUCAUGUAAUACAUUAAAAAAUCAUAUUUUUUAUGAUUAUAACAAUUCUUAAACCAAAAUGAAAUAAUGUACAGUUUAAAACUUAAAAAUUAGUUUUGUAUAAAACAUUUUUGGUUCCCAAAUUUUACCAGAACACUGCGACAAUAUUAUUUCAAGAGAUAAAUAUGAAGAUUUAAUGUAUGCAAUGUAUUUAAAUAAGAUUAGUUAUAUAUGUACUUAGUUUUUGUACCUGUAGUUUGUUACUCUACUGCUCUGCAGGUAUACUGUGUAAACCGAUUUCCAAGUUUUGCAAACUAACAAAGUAUGAUCCUAAACCAAUAAACGACGAAAGUCUAGUUAUUAUUUGAGAAAACGAUUCAGAUUUUAAGUAUAUAUAUGAUAUAAAAAUCAUGGUCUACAUAUCAGUAUAAACAACACUGGUUUUAAUGUAUUAUCUGGAGUGUAGUUUUGUAUAUUUUUUUGUGUACACAACUUGGUAAAAUUGUAAGAAAUUAGAUUAUACUGACUUUUGUUAAUAGUUUUUAAUUAUACUACAAUUGUUAAAACUCGUUUGGUCAACGUGGAAAUGUUGCCAGUUAUGAUAAAAAUAAGCUAAAGCUCGAAACGACUCUUUGUAAGAUAUUUUAACUUGUCAUAAAUAAAAACUUAAUCAAUA